CCCGCCUCCACCGCCAAAAGUACUCUGCAUAGCAGAGUACCCCAGAGGAAUGAACAGACCACCCGAAUCAGGUCAGCGCAUUGCCACAUCAUAGACAGGCAAAGUCCCCGGAUGGAUGCAAUCGUGCGUCAAAGCUCGUCCCGCGCUUGACGGUCGACAAGAAGUUUCUCCACUUCUCCUCGCCUCCUCAUCCGAAGCGGCCUCGGUCAUGACCCGCUUGUCUGGCCAUCUGUGCCGUCUCACGACGAGGGACGUAGAAGGUAUUUUCGGAAAUUCUCGCCUAGAACAGGUCAAAGAAGGAUUCGAUGGAGGGAAUGCGGACGGGGCAGUGGGAACAAGCGGAAAGAGAUCGAGGGGUCGACUCGACACUCGACAGUUGAUGGUGGAGAUGGGGUUCUGGACGGUGGAGUUAGACCGCCAGAGCUAGGUAUAGGCUAUCUACGUACUGUGAUCCACGCUUGGAAG
Messenger RNA from Aspergillus uvarum CBS 121591, 465 nucleotides. RefSeq lists its product as uncharacterized. NCBI's taxonomy places the organism in Eukaryota, Fungi, Ascomycota, Eurotiomycetes, Eurotiales, Aspergillaceae. Bases 116 to 427 code for a protein of 103 amino acids. The record is from RefSeq and is a predicted model, not a curated record. The transcript has a single exon.